Molecule: messenger RNA, 1595 nt
Organism: Drosophila busckii
Lineage: Eukaryota; Metazoa; Arthropoda; Insecta; Diptera; Drosophilidae
Gene: rush
Product: pleckstrin homology domain-containing family F member 1 homolog
Exons: 3
Coding region: 573-1499 (308 amino acids)
Cellular component (GO): early endosome
Molecular function (GO): metal ion binding; phosphatidylinositol binding
Source: RefSeq, a predicted model, not a curated record
AUAUAAAUAAGUUUGCCUGCUGUUGCGAGCCCAUAAACAUAAAUAUAGGGAUUAUAUUUAACAACUGCAUAAUACAUUUAGUAGUUUUACAAGAGUGCAGAGAGUAAAUAAGUGCAAAUAAUUGUUGUUCUGCGUGCGCGUGUGUGUGUUUGUGUGUGUGUGUGAGUGGUGUGAGUCAUGACAUUUCGGUUAAAAACGUAAACCGACGGCGUAGAAACAAUUUUAUUGUGCAUUGCAUAAAGGGCGCAGCGUGUGACUCCAGAUUGAUGUACAUACAUACAUAUACGCGAAUAUAUUCCGGAUGAGCAUUUACAGCAAUAAGACGUGAGCAGCAGCAACAACAAUAACAGCUUUAGUGAGUGCGCCCUCGUCACACUUGAAGUACGCUGCUGAGACUGCGAUAGCAACAGUCAAGUCUCAGUCACAGUCUCUGGCACAGUAGACACUGCAAGGGGCCAAAGCUUUCGCCAAAAACUGAGCACAACUUUCGCUGCAGCAACAACAAACACACUAUCAACAAGAAACAAACUUAACUAACACCAGCUUCUAUUAGAAACAACAGCAACAACAAAAUGGUUGACCGUCUAGUAAAUUCAGAGCUAAACACACGUCGGAUUGCCUCCGUGGAGAAUUGCUUUGGCAGCUCCGGCGUGCCACUAGCCGUGCCCGGACGCGUGCUAGUCGGCGAAGGGGUUCUCACAAAGAUGUGUCGUAAGCGCCCAAAGUCACGUCAGUUCUUCCUCUUCAACGAUAUACUCGUGUACGGCAACAUUGUGAUUGGCAAGAAGAAGUACAACAAGCAACACAUUAUGCCGCUCGAAGAGGUGUCGCUGGAGCCAAUACCGGAUAACCAGCAAUACCGCAACGGCUGGUACAUACGCACCACAACUAAAUCGUUUGUGGUGUACGCUGCAACCACCACCGAAAAGCAGGAGUGGAUGGCUCAUAUCAAUAAGUGUGUGGAGGAUCUGCUACGCAAAAGCGGCAAGAAACCGGUGGAGAAUCAUGCCGCUGUCUGGGUGCCCGAUGCCGAGGCAAGCAUCUGCAUGCACUGCAAGAAGACGCAGUUCACGUUUGUGCAGCGUCGUCAUCACUGUCGCAACUGCGGCGCCGUUGUCUGCGCCGGCUGUUCAUCAAAGAAACACUUGCUGCCGCAGCAGAGCAACAAGGCGCUGCGCGUCUGUGAUGCUUGUUACGAGAAUCUGCAUCGCUCCACACCGGGAGCCAGCACCGAACCAGCGGAUGCCGAUGCCGCCGGCUGUAAUCGCAAAAUAAAUGCCAGCGGUGCUGACAGCUCCAAUGAUGACGAUUCGGAUGAGGAGACAACAUCACCAUCGGCCGAAGCGCACGACGAGCCGCGCUUCUAUGGCAAUGAAAGCAGUCUGUCCGCUGCGCCCGAUGAUUCAAUGAGCUCAGCUGCUAGCACAACGCCCAACGCAGCGCUGCCAAACUCAACGACAACAUCGUCAGCAGCCCCAGCCAUGGCCUCCAACUGUUGAGGGGAACGCUGCAAGAUGAACAACGGAAGCAACAAGAAGAAGAGCAGAUACGGGAAAUACGCAAAAAGACGGAAUUUAAAGCUCGUCCGAACCCAU